UAUGUUGUGAACUUAAAAAUUGCGAAGUGUUUUUUCAGCAUAUAAAAACUUUAUAAGUUAUUUUUAAAGUUAAGUUAUAUCAUUACUGUUAUUGAUUGUGCCUACAUAUCACGUACAGUUUCAGUGUUGAUUGUUAUGAGAGAAGAAUAAAUAGUUUUUGAGUAAAGUUGGCUGGCUUAGAAAGGAUUGUAAAUUUCGAGUUCUUGAAGUUUCCAUGCUUUUCUACGCGGGAUGGACGAUUUACAGCAGCCUAGCACUUCAAAGUGUGGCCAGUAGAGCCACCAGCGGCCGAGGCUGCGGCCCUGAAUCAUGACGCGAUUCGGAGAUACCAGGUCGAACUCGAGCGCGGAGCCGGCAUUCGAGCUGACGGCAGGAGCAGGCGACGCCGGUGCGCCGCCGUGCGUUGAGACGGCUGGCGCGAUGCUCGCCGUUCCGUCGCAGACGCAUCUCGAUGCGCACCAGAACUCACGCAAGAGAAAGACACAAUAUUUGGAGACUUACGAGAUGCCAAGCUGCGACAUCCCUAUAUCAGCACCUUCGGCACCCCUACAGCAACCAGAGAGCGCUACUCGAAAGAGGAAAGUUUCGGUUUAUGCGACCAGCAGCACCUACGACGAUGACGGCACUGAUGAUACCCGUUCCAAUCGAACUUUGCCCGACAAAAAGCAAAACCAUAGCGAGAUUGAAAAACGAAGACGCGAUAAAAUGAACACGUACAUAUCUGAGUUGAGCUCAAUGGUGCCCAUGUGUGGCGCAAUGGCCCGCAAGCUAGACAAGUUGACCGUGCUCCGUAUGGCCGUUCAGCACUUAAGAUCAGUACGCGGUGCACUUUCCGCGGGACCAUUGACAGUCAGACCUCGUCCCGCUUUUCUCUCAGAGCGAGAGUUGAACGCUCUAGUGCUCCACGCUGCUAGGGAUUGUUUCUUGAUGGUCGUUGGCUGCGAUCGCGGGAGGCUGCUUUAUGUUAGCGCCUCAGUUACGAGGCUAUUGCAUUACGAUCAGUCCGAGUUACUCGGUCAGAGUCUCUUCGACAUCUUGCAUCCAAAGGACGUCGCUAAAGUUAAAGAGCAGCUCUCGUCCUCAGACCUCAGCCCUAGGGAGCGAUUGAUAGACGCCAAGACGAUGUUACCAGUAAAGGCGGACGUUGUGGCUGGAGCAUCACGUCUCUGCCCCGGCGCUCGACGCUCCUUUUUCUGCCGUAUAAAGUGUCGUAUGUCCAACAACCAAGGCAGCAGCACCGUUACCAACACGACGUGCCCGCAACCGAACCAAGUUAAGGAAGAGAGCGAAACCAACGCCAAAAUGAGGAAGAAACAAGCUCAUGAGAAGAAGUACUGCGUCGUGCAGUGUACAGGUUAUCUUAAGUCGUGGGCACCAGCAGAAAUGUCGGAAGCUGGUAAUGCGGCGGACGGCAAUCCGGAUGACGGUGACGCUUGCAACUUGUCCUGCCUCGUCGCUGUCGGCCGAGCGUUAACAGAUCUAACGCCUCAGGCGCCGCCCGCGCCCUACACCCGCUACGUGCAGUAUAUAUCGAGACACGCUACCGACGGGAAGUUUCUGUUCGUCGAUCAAAGGGUGACUCUGGCGUUAGGUUUUCUGCCUCAAGAGCUUCUAGGCACAAGUCUAUAUGAAUACAUUAGCGCAGCAGAACUUGGUGCGGUCGCUCGCACGCAUAAAUCCGCACUUCUGAGGCGUGACGCUUUACGAACACCGCCAUACUGUUUCCGGCGUAAAGAUGGUACAUAUGCAAGAAUCCAGACUCACUUCAAGCCUUUCAGGAAUCCAUGGACAAAAGACGUCGAGUGCCUCGUCGCUAACAACACAUUGGUGACCGAUGAGCAGGUGCAACCCCUACUAGAGGACUGCAGUUUCUUCGACAUAUACAAGCAUAGCGAGCCAUUUUGGGACCAACUUCAUAGUACGCUUUCAGAAGCUGAUGUCGAAAUGCAGCGGUUGAUAGACUCACAGAUCGAGUCACACAAGAUAGGCUCCACGAUAGCCGAAGAGGCGCUCAGGAGAUCGUCCUCGGACUAUUCACCUGAGCUCUCGGCAGAUAUAUUGCAAGAUACGGUGUUUACACCACAGGGUUCGCUAGGCGAUAACUUUCUGGGCGUGGAUAUGUCAACCUACAACAACCAAGUACGGAACAACGUCCCUCUUAGCUCCGUCGGUGCUGAAGGAUCACCCAUACCAGAGGUGAAUGGCUUAUCCUCCACCAGUCCUCCAUCAACAUCCCCACCACUCCCGACUCUGGGUCUUGAUGGUAAUGGAGAAGCAGCUAUGGCAGUCAUAAUGAGUUUACUAGAAGCCGAUGCUGGACUAGGUGGUCCGGUCAACUUCUCCGGUCUACCUUGGCCGUUACCUUAAAAAUCACUCUGUCAAGAGUAAUUUCCUAAGUCAAUUUUUCGCUGAUCUUCCUAUCAGACAGCAAUAUUGUUUUAAGUUUUAAUAAUUACUUUAAACUUGAUUAUAUUUUACCUAUUUCUAAUGUAAGACAGGCCUUAACCAAUCAAAUAUCGUUACUCUUUUCUCUUACAGUUAAAACUAUCUCUUACGCCUAGUUUCUGAAAUGCCAAUCAGUCAGAUCAAUUAAUUUGACUUUAACCGGAAUAGUCAUUGGUCGAAGUUAACUGGGGACGCAAUAGACGACCAAUGAGAGUACAGUAUUUAGUCAGAUUACUUCAUUUAAUUUCAGACAUUGGCAGUUGGCCUAUAAUGUAAUAUUAAUUGGACCAAAUUGUUUAUUUGUUAAGGUCGUUUUACAUUUAUUUUGCACAUCGCAUAACCGAUCCAAUUUUUAAAAUUUUUAUACGACGUUUUAACUUCUUUUGUCUUUAUUAUAGUAAAAUUUCCUUGCGUCGUAACAAAUAUAUAUGCAAUAAUUGAUUUGUAAAUGUUUCUUAAAUUAAAUAAUCUGUGACGGUC
Molecule: messenger RNA, 2925 nt
Organism: Vanessa atalanta (red admiral)
Lineage: Eukaryota; Metazoa; Arthropoda; Insecta; Lepidoptera; Nymphalidae
Gene: cyc
Product: protein cycle
Exons: 13
Coding region: 310-2367 (685 amino acids)
Biological process (GO): regulation of transcription by RNA polymerase II
Cellular component (GO): cytoplasm; nucleus; aryl hydrocarbon receptor complex
Molecular function (GO): RNA polymerase II cis-regulatory region sequence-specific DNA binding; DNA-binding transcription factor activity, RNA polymerase II-specific; protein dimerization activity
Source: RefSeq, a predicted model, not a curated record